This is a messenger RNA of Musca domestica (house fly), 2433 nucleotides long. RefSeq lists its product as uncharacterized. The record is from RefSeq and is a predicted model, not a curated record. Bases 1 to 2433 code for a protein of 810 amino acids. NCBI's taxonomy places the organism in Eukaryota, Metazoa, Arthropoda, Insecta, Diptera, Muscidae. The transcript is spliced from 2 exons.
AUGAGCAAGGUUGAUUCUGAAACCAAACAACGAUGGGAUGAAUACAUCGAUUACUCUAAAUUACCCUCUUGGACUGAAUGUUGCUCCAUGUUGGACAAGCGUUGUCAGCAAUUGGACGCACAGUGCCGACGGUCUUCAAAACAGCAUAACCCUACCAUAACAACAAAUUACUUACAUAGUAAUAAUCAAAAACAACAUUCAUUCGUAACAAAAAAUGUGGCUCAAGAUUUUGUGUGCAGUCAUUGCUCCAAAUCGGGUCAUAUGAUAUCAACUUGUCAGCGGUUCAUCGUUCUUACUCCUAAUCAACGAAUUGAACAAGCUAAGCAACAAAAACUUUGCCUCAACUGUUUAUCAAAAGGGCAUGGUUACAUACACUGCCCCUCAAAAUAUUCAUGUAGAUUUUGUAAGCAACGUCAUCACUCGCUUCUUCAUAAGCAAUCAGAACCAACCUGUCUCCGGGAAGAAGAAGAACCGUCAUCAUCAUCUGCUGCCACCCAUAGCACCUUUCAAAUCAAACCCAGUCCCCAAGUGAGUACUGUUAUUCUUGCUACUGCAUUAGUAUUGGUUCGUGACUCAGAGAGAAAAUAUCAACUGGGCCGUGCUCUGCUUGACUCUUGCUCUCAAGUUAACUUCAUAAGUGAGACAUUAUGCAAAUCUCUUAAUCUCAAGAAAUGCACAAAUUCAACAGAUGUCUCUGGAGUGGGCUCUUCUAAGUUGAGAGUUACUCAUAAAACACAAACGACAAUAAGAUCUCGUCUUAAUAACUUCAAUAUGUCAUUAGAGUUCCUGGUUUCUCGCAAUAUAACUGGUUAUCAUCCUGAUGAGAAUCUUUCCGCUAAUAAUUUCAAUUUGCCCUCCAACAUAGAGCUAGCCGAUCCAGAAUUUCAUCGUCGACGAGGAAUCGAUAUUUUACUCGGAGCAGAAUCAUUCUUUUCGCUCUUAUCCGUUGGUCAAAUUAAACUUGGAGAAAAUUUGCCCACUUUACAAAAAACUCUCUUGGGAUGGAUUGUCUCUGGAAAGUAUACAAGUCAAACGGCAAUAUCAUCACAAAGAUCUACUUACUCCAUUGUACAACACAAAGAUAUUUUCCAAGAGAUAAAUAAAAAUAUUGAAAUGCUAUGGAAAAUUGACGUCGUUGAAAGCAAAUGCCAAAAUAUGUCCCGGGAACAAAAAGUAUGUGAAGACCAUUUUGUGAAAAAUGUAUCAGUUCAAUCGGAUGGACGCUUAAUGGUGAGAUUACCCUUUAAAGGUGACCCAAAUAUGCUUGGCGAUUCACGAGACAUUGCCUUGCGUCGUUUCUUUUCCAUAGAGAGAAAAUUGAACAAAAACCCUGAAUUAAAAGAGGAUUACUCACAAUUUCUUAAAGAAUAUGAGGAAUUGGGCCAUAUGUCUCAGGUGGACGACACUAAUAUUUCAGUUCCCAACUAUUACAUACCACAUCACUGUGUUCUUCGCCCCAGCAGUGUGUCGACCAAGUUGCGUGUUGUUUUCGACGCAUCAUGUCGAACCUCUUCACAAACAUCCCUGAAUGAAAUUAUGAUGGUGGGUCCAACAAUCCAGAACAAUUUAUUAAUUACUCUGCUUCGUUUCAGGUGUCAUCGUUACGGAAUGACAGCUGAUAUCGUCAAAAUGUAUCGUCAGGUUUUGGUUCACCCUGAGGAUAGACAACUUCAGCUUAUACUGUGGAGAGAUGACUCCACCAAACCGAUAAAAACAUUUGCCCUCAACACCGUUACAUACGGGACAGCUUCGGCACCAUAUCUCGCAAUUCGAAGCCUACAUUAUGCCGCAGAACGUUUUCCCAACCCAUACGAAGUAGGAAAAGGCAUAAUCAUGAAUGAUUUUUAUGUCGACGAUAUGGUUACUGGAGCGGAUGACCUUGUAUCUUUAAAACGCAUUAAGAACGAAGUCACCGAAAUUUUAUCUUACUCGAAAUUUUCACUCUCGAAAUGGCAUAGCAAUUACCCAGGUUAUGUCUCAAGUGAAGAUGAAGUAAAAGAAAUGAAGCUAAAUGAUGACGUCACAAGUACUUUGGAUCCCAACGACUUAGAAGCGCUUACUCCAGGGCAUUUACUCAUUGGUUGCCCGUUGCAGUGUAUUCCAGAGAAGAUAAAAUAUGACUCUGACAUUUCUCAUCUACAACAGUGGCAACGAAUCUCAGCCAUAAAGUCUCAUUUCUGGAGCAGGUGGCACACAGAAUACUUGGCUCAGUUACAAAAUCGUUAUCGCUGGAAAAACCCACAACAAAAUCUUCAAGUCAACGAUAUGGUGCUCAUACACGAAGACAAUGUUCCCCCCAUGAAAUGGGCCAUCGGUCGUGUUACCAAACUUAUUCCAGGAGCAGACGGUUUUGUUCGAGUGGCAGAAGUCAAGACAUCACAAACUACAUUAAAGCGUCCCGUGGCAAAGUUAGCCGUACUUCCUAAAGAAUAA